AUGAUGGGAUGGUGCAAUAGUAUACCUACCACCCCCUCGCCGGUCAUUUCUUCUGACCACUCUCCCUCUCUCUCUCUCUUUCUCAGGCCAGGGGCGGAGAAUUGGCAAGACCAUUGGACACCCUCGUACUUCCCGAUAUGUAACCGUGUUGAGGUUCGCGCGGGGGACUUGGUCCGCAUGAAAGUCACCCACUCGGAACUGAAUAUCAUGUUUGAGGUGCUAGCGGUUGAAAAAGAACCCGAGCAGCAGCAACAGCAGCAGCAACAGGAGAAGGUGGAAAAAACAGCGGCUAUUGAAGGCACCAAUGAAGUUGCAGACGUUCCUACCAAGGCUGCAACCCUGAAGCGCGACCGUUCUCCGGGAACCGCAGAGGAAGGCCCGAGCCGUACCCUCGCCACCACCAACGGGACCAGGGCCACGCGAGAUGUCGACGCAGACGGGUACCGCAUGGAGAAGGAGUGGGACCCAGAGCCGUGCGGGUGUGGCUGGCACGUGCUCUGCAACCCCGAGCGCAUCGGCAUGCUCACGGACGAGCACAGGCGGGAGGCGUACCGGCUGGCGGUGGCCGAGCUGCUCCGGGGCCUCCCGGGGGGGCCUGGCACGGUGCUGGACAUUGGCGACGGGGCCGCCUGCGCGUUCUUGGCGGUGGGAGAGGGCGCGGGAGCGGCGGUUUCGUACGAGCCCGCGGAGUGGUCGCACCUCUUGGUCGGACAGGUAGCUCGAAACAACGACCUGGAGCAGAUGCACCUGCUCGAGGCGGCGGACGAGUGGCCUUUUCUGAGGGGGGUGAUCGGGAAAGGAGGAGAUGACGACGGUGGGGAGGAGGCCGCGGGCGAGGGGCAACAGGAACACCUGCUGUGCGAUGCCCUCGUAGGGGAGCCGUUCUACUACCGGAUGCAAUCCCUGGUGCUGUAUGAGGCGAUGAACUUCUGGUACCUUCGACGAGUCUUCAACCCUGCGCUCAAGCCGGAUGCUAGGGUUCUGCCGAUGAGAGCGAUCGUCUGCGUAGCUGGCGUCGAGCUCGCCGACCUCUCUCUCAGCCACGGUCCCGUUGGGUCCGUGCUGGGCUUCGACCACGCGCCGUACGACGAGCGUGUCCGCCCCAGGUGGCACGAGCUUUUGUACCCGUACCCUCUCAGGGCGUACAAGCACAGACUGCUUACGGAUGCGCAAGACCUGCUAUCAUUCGACUACACUUCUCUGCCGACGGACGUCGAGUCUACGGCCCUAGUAGAGGUGCAGAAGACAUCCCGGUUUUACGUGUACGGUGCAGUGGGGAGCUCUUCAGCCGUCCAGUGGCCGGCUUUCGAGAAAUCGACAACCGCUGCUAGUACUUCAGCAGGUUCGCGUGCCAAAGGUAGCAAGAAGGGCGCCGUUCAGCACAAGAAAGCGUGGGCGCAGACGACAGAGAUGGCUUCCAAGGACACCGACAGGGCUUUGCAUGUUCCUGAGGAUAUGGAUGCCGACGGGCUGGCCGCGGCGGUAACCAAGCAGGGAUCGCUGGUCAGGCAGAUGAAGAAGGAUGGAGCGGCGGCGGAAGCUAUCCAAGCGGAAGUCGGAAAGCUGCAAGGGUUGAAGGCCAGCCUGGCAAAGGCGACGGCUGCUGUCGAGGCAACGAGCACCUUUGACGGGAAAGCCAUGGACGAUUUGGUGAUCCGGCGCAUGUUCGUGGUUCCGUCGUUCGAGAUCCACGGAGGCGUGUCCGGUCUUUACGACCUCGGCCCUCCCGGGUGCGGCCUCAAGGGGAACAUCGUGUCCCUCUGGAAGCAGCACUUCAUUCUGGCGGAGGGCAUGCUGGAGAUGGAGUGUACCAACCUCACCCCCGAGAACGUGCUGCAGACGUCCGGGCACGUGGACAGAUUCACGGACCUGAUGGUGAAGGACACCGAGACCGGAGAGUCGCUUCGUGCUGACAAGCUCUUGGAGGACAUCAUCGACAAGCUCCUCGCUGAAAGUCCCGCUAUGCCCACGGCGGAGCGUGAGGAACACCUUCGUGUGCAGAGGAUGGCGGACGCGUACAGCGCGGAAGAGCUCGGCGAGGUGCUGGACAAGUACGGUGCCAAGUCUCCGCAGAAGAACGACCUGACCAAGCCCUUUCCCUUCAACCUCAUGUUUAAGACUACGAUCGGGCCGGAGGGCACGCAGGUGGGAUUCUUCCGCCCCGAGACUGCGCAGGGUCUCUUCGUUAACUUCCGCCGACUGCUGGACUACAACGCCCAGAGGAUGCCCUUCGCCGCCGCUCAGAUCUCCCCCCGUGCUGGAAUCCUGCGAGUUCGCGAGUUCUGCAUGGCAGAGAUCGAGCACUUCGUUGACCCCAAGGACAAGAAGCACCCCAAGUUCGCUGCCAUCGCGGACAAGGAGCUCGUGCUAUUCGGGCAGGACGCCCAACUUGGGACCGGCAAGACGAGCAAGAUGACGAUCGGGCAGGCGGUCAAGGACGGUCUGGUCGACAACGAGACGCUCGGGUACUUCAUGACCCGCACACAGCUCUUCUUGGAGAUGAUCGGGAUGGACCCUAAGCGCAUGCGGUUCCGACAGCACCUCUCGACGGAGAUGGCUCACUACGCCGCCGACUGCUGGGACAUGGAAAUCCAAGUCUCUGACGGCUGGACCGAGUGUGUGGGUCACGCCGACAGGUCGUGCUACGACCUCGAGAUGCACUCCAAGAAGACCGGCGUGGCAAUGCUGGCGUCUUGCAAGCUCCCGGAGCCCAAGGUUGUGACGGAAUACAAGCUGCAGAUCGACAGAAAGGCGCUCGGGAAGACCUUCAAGGCAGAGCAGAAGAAGGUGAUCGCCGCGCUGGAGGCACUCUCGGAGAAGGAGGAAGACCUGCUGGCGUUCCAGGCGAAGCUGGAGGAGGAAGGGAAGGCGUCCUUGGGGGAGGGGGCGGUCUUCGAGAUCACCAAGGGCAUGUGCUCGUGGACGAAGGGCUCCAAGAAGAUUUCCGAGAUCAAGUUCACGCCCAGCGUAAUCGAGCCCUCUUUCGGCAUCGGGCGUAUCCUGCACUCCCUGCUGGAGCACAGCUUCUACGUGAGGGAGGCGGAGGAGGGCGCAGACGACAAGGACAUGAAGAGGGGGGUCAUGGCGUUCCGUCCCCUGGUCGCCCCCAUCAAGUGCGCGGUUUUCCCCCUGAGCUCUCAGGCCGCGUUCUUCCCACUGUGCGGUCGCGUCAUGGAUGCCUUAGGAAAGAUGCACCUCAGCGCGAAAAUGGACGCGAGCGGGGCUGCUCUCGGACGACGGUACGCGCGCAUGGACGAGCUCGGCGCGCCCUUCGGGGUGACCGUGGAUUUCCAGACGGUGGAGGACGAGACGGUGACGCUGAGGGAGAGGGACAGCAUGACGCAGAUCCGAAUGCCUAUGCCGGACGUGGCUCCGCUCAUGGCACGGCUCGUGACGGAGGAGGUCGCGUGGAAGGAGUGCACGUCCAAGUACCCCGUCGUGCGAGAAGAAGCCGAUGACAGCACCAGCGCCGCCGCCGCCGCUGCGUCGGCAAAGACGGCGGCCGGAGGGAACGCCCUGACGACAGAAAGCACUCCCUGCGGCAUGUUCUCCAGACCGACGACCCCCAUCCAAGUCAAGCCUUGAGAGUCUCGCGGCCUUGACACGGGGGUGCCACAUGGUGUCGUCGUUUCCCUUCUUGCUUCGCCUCCCGUUUUGUUGUCCAGCGAGUCGUCUGGGAGGGUUGCUGCUUGGUUGUUCGAUCUUGUAGCAGUGUUUUGGUGUAAGGUUUCGCGAAUGAAUCUCAUGUUUUUUUUGCGUCGGAACCUGUACAAGUAAGGGGAGGCUGCGUUGAGUGUCAUCCAAUGAUUCCAUGAGUUACAUGGAACGCAGGUACCCACAAGGAACGCAUCAGCAGGUAGGCAUUGCUAGUUGUUUACCGGCGGGUGGGACGUUUUAUUUUCAGCCGGGGUUCCUAGUGCCCGGUGUCACGGUGCCGAGCGCUCUGUGUCGACCAGCCAAUCCAUUUGUUGGACGGAUCGAAGCCCGAGCAAACUAUCUGCAUUGUCGGAACUGGGUAUUGCUCUCAGUGUAACCAAAGUAGGCGUGGUUGAUGCUGGCUGCUGCAACGACAGCGGCGCACUGCGCUGGCUGCUCUUGGACGGUUUUAUCCCUGUUCCUCCCGUUAAUCACUUGCAGAACAAUC
Molecule: messenger RNA, 4144 nt
Organism: Ectocarpus siliculosus
Lineage: Eukaryota; Phaeophyceae; Ectocarpales; Ectocarpaceae
Source: the annotation of a GenBank genome assembly